Messenger RNA from Vespa mandarinia (Asian giant hornet), 2188 nucleotides. RefSeq names its product protein SCAI. The record is from RefSeq and is a predicted model, not a curated record. Gene Ontology annotation, molecular function: transcription corepressor activity. Lineage: Eukaryota; Metazoa; Arthropoda; Insecta; Hymenoptera; Vespidae. Gene Ontology annotation, biological process: DNA-templated transcription.
CCUCUGAUGCGGGGUGGGCAUAGUAUUGAUUGGUCGCAGCGCGUAGCUGUCGUGCAAAAGGGUGGCGGAAUCGGCAGGCGCCAUCACGCGGGUCACCGCGACCGUGGAAAAAGGGCUGUCCAGCCAGUGGCCGCGAUCUCUCGCCGAAAAGAUGGUCAUGAUGGCUGGUAUGGACGACCACGAGCGCAAAGUCGUCCUCGAGUUCUGUCACCUGCUCGAGAAAAGUAAGCAGCUAUUCAACGGGCUACGUGAUUUGCCACAAUACGGACAUAAGCAGUGGCAAGGGUACUUUGGGCGCACCUUCGACAUCUACACGAAGCUCUGGAAAUUCCAGCAACAACACAGGACGAUACUGGACACGAAAUACGGACUAAAGAGAUGGCAAAUCGGCGAGAUCGCAAGCAAGAUCGGUCAGCUCUAUUACCACUAUUACUUGCGCACCAGCGAAACGAGUUAUCUGCACGAGGCCUAUUCGUUUUACGCGGCAAUAAGAGGUCGCGCUUAUUACAGUCGUGCCGCGAAAGAGGACAGAAGCGAUCUAAUGGUGAAAAAGCUAAGGUAUUAUGCUCGCUUCAUCGUCGUCUGUCUACUCUUAAAUCGAAUGAAGCUGGUACGCGAACUCGUGCAAGAGCUGGACGCCCAAAUAGCCGAUUACACAAGCACCUAUGAACCGGACGAUCAACUCGAGUGGAACCUCGUGCUCGACGAAAUAAAAGCCUUCGUGAAAGCCGAGUCCGCUGUGAUCCUACACUCGGACUCGGAUCCGGUCGUGCUGAGUCAUAGGCUUCGGCCACAGACUUCGCCACCUGUCGAACGCUCGCCACCCAUGUGCCUAUCCUUACAGGAGAUCCUCAUUGUCGGCAACUGCGCCGAUCAGGUGAAGUUCAGUGAAUUAUCGAUGGACAUGUUCAGGAUGCUGCAGACCCUCGAAAGAGAACCAAGAGACGAUCCUAAUCAUCUUCACGACGCUUCGCCGGCUGGUAGGAUGCCCUUUAGACCGGGACCAUAUCCCGGUGCAGAAAAUGGCGCGCCAAGGCGCGACAAUCCACACAAGUACCUGCUUUACAAGCCGACCUACAGUCAGGUACAGGUGUUCCUAGCGAGUGGUUUCAAGGAGUUACCCGCCAACGGGGCGUUACUACUCUAUCUAUCGGCCGACGGCUGCUUCUCGACCGUCAAACACCCCGAAGAAAUGGGGUACGACCUAGGUGGCGUGUCGACGUGCAGCAAGCGGGAAGUCGAACACGGAAAGAGGCCGACGGGUGGUAAAGAGCCGCACUGCCUUUAUCCCGGUGACCUCUACCCGUUCACCAGGAAGCCGCUAUUCGUCGUCGUCGAUUCGGACAACAGCUUUGUGUUCCAACAGAUACCCCGUUACUUCGGGCAGCCUCUGAUGGUCCUGAUGUCGCCCCAGGACACGCCGUCAACUUUGCGCGACGUACGGCACAGCGGUAGCCUGUUUACCCUCUUUCUUCAUGCCCCUCUUGCCGCCUUUUGCCUUAUAUGCAACGUCGGGAGCCUCGAUGUGCAUCAUUGGGAGCGUUGCCAGCGUUACAUCGAGCGAUUCCUCGUCGAGGCCAGCCAGCUCGUAACGCACUCCCGAUGUGGUAUAGUAUUUUCAUCUUCGGCUUCUUCUUCUCUUUUCAUUUCUUUUUUAAUCGCGUUUUACGAUCGCGUUAGAGCGAUUACUAAAGCCAUUGUUUGGCUUCAAUCCAGCAAUACUUAUCGCCAAACGAUACUCACUACUUUGUUAUUGUCAUUAGAUUCUUCUUAUUUUUAUUAUACUUUUAUCAAAUCGCAGAGACCGGCGUGCUGCAGUUCUUCGGUGACGAUUUUCUGCGGCUACUUCUGGUACGUUACGUCUUCUGCGACGUGGUCCUCCAUCUCCAUCGGUCGUUUAGAGGACGUCAACAAAGACCUCGCUGUUAUCCGCCUUUAUCGGACGCCGAAUUUCUUGAGAAUCGUACUCUCCGACAUCUGGUUUUUGAGCUGGCUGCUUGCCUGGAUGCCCGCGAACAUUUUCCGGACGGCAACGAACUCGCCUGACCCAGGCAUUUUCCUUGCCCGCCGCCCGACGACACGUCGUUCUUACCGUCAUCUUACCAACACGAUUACGAUUACGAUUACGAUUACGAUUACUGUAAUUACAAUUACAACAAUAAAAUCGUUGCAUUGAGACCUCAUUAAA